Messenger RNA from Hypoxylon fragiforme, 909 nucleotides. RefSeq lists its product as uncharacterized. The coding region runs from base 1 to 909 and encodes 302 amino acids. The transcript has a single exon. NCBI's taxonomy places the organism in Eukaryota, Fungi, Ascomycota, Sordariomycetes, Xylariales, Hypoxylaceae. The record is from RefSeq and is a predicted model, not a curated record.
AUGUGUCAGAUACACAAGGGCUUCACCAUCUGCAUGAGAUGCCGAUCCGUCACGACGAACGCCGAAUAUCGUGAGACCUGCUUUAUGGCCCGCAAUGGCGACAUGCACUCAUGCAAAAGAUUUAAAAGGGGGCGAUACAAAGUACACGUUCUCGUCGUCGGGUGGGAGGACUCACACCAAUGCAUUUUCUGCUGUUCGGGAUUCGAAGAGCCGGCUGGGGGGACUCGGACCUCCGUCAGAGAGCUGGUGACUGCGUUGAAAAAUCACGCAGAGCCCACACCACAGCCCAGACUACCCUACUUUCCACCGCUGAUGCUUCCGGGAACCCAGGACGACGGAGACAAUAUGCCCUUCACCCAUGCAUUGGACCCAAGUGGACGUACUAGAUGGGUAGAUCUUCUCUCUAGGCUCGACAACCUGCAGCAGAGAUCAGCCCACAUCCGAGAGGUUGAGCUGCGGAAUGCGGUAGUAGGCCGAGGCAUAACAACAGAACCGAAUCAAUUGCAAGCCUUCAGAAACUCGAUAACUAUCGCCAACGGCACGACUAGGAUGCCCCGUCUCCGCUCCCUUCACCUUCCCCCCCUACCGCCGCUGAUUCAGCCGGAACCGCGACCUCCCGCCGUGGAUGUAAGCCGUCAAAGAUCACAGUCUGAGCCUAACCCGAUCAUAGUCUUGGACUCUGAUUCCGAUUCCGGUUCCGAUCCUGAAAGCCAGAGCGGGGGUCAAGCCUUGCCCAACAACAUGGACGAUAACGUACAAGAAGUGGACCGCAGUGAAGAUGAGGAUAUAGAAUCUGUAGCAGGCCGACCUGACCCUAGACUUCGUCGUGUGGCAAGCGAAGGGCGUUUGAGCGAGAUGCGGGAGUAUGAUAAUAGCGAUGAUAGCGAUGCGACGAUUGACGCCCCUUAG